Messenger RNA from Bacidia gigantensis, 1242 nucleotides. RefSeq lists its product as uncharacterized. The record is from RefSeq and is a predicted model, not a curated record. The transcript has a single exon. The coding region runs from base 1 to 1242 and encodes 413 amino acids. NCBI's taxonomy places the organism in Eukaryota, Fungi, Ascomycota, Lecanoromycetes, Lecanorales, Ramalinaceae.
AUGCCUCUUCCAGAACGGUCUCUUCUUGAAUACUUACAGUUUCCUGAUCCUCUUGUGACUUGGAACACAUUUCCGAAGCCCGGCAAAUCAACUAAGACAAGCUCGUGGGCUAGACCUCGGCAAGUACGCAAAUGGGAUGGAUUCGAUUUUGAUACACUGAGUCACUUCUGCAGCAGCCGACUGCGAAAAGUGUUAGAAAAAAAGUUCAGCUUAAGAGAAAUUUCAUCUGGCUUUGAUGAAUCCUGCGGAUGUUCUGACGAGGAUUCUCUUGAACACAAUGUCAUUAGUAAAUGGAAUUACUGCGUUCUCGAUGAAGCGCUGAAGAAAUGCCAAGGAUACCUGAAGCCGGUUCAUGGAUCGACUCGUAUGGUCAGAGGUGGCGAAGUGAGAUCCCCUGAUCCAAACCUGAGAUACAGGCCCGAUUGGGGAUGCAUCAGGAGCAUACCGCCUAAUCACGAGAUUAAGUGUAAGAAUCUACUGCCGGGAGACACAAAGGUAAGCGGACACUGGUCGAGUCAUCAAAUCAAAGAUGGCUUGGUCGAAGAUACCAAGGUAAAUCGAGGUUGGCUGCGCCCAUUGAGGCAGAUAUACACCUACUGUUUGCGAAAUGGCACACGUUAUGGGUAUUUGAUCACUGAUGCCGAGCUCGUUGCUGUACGCAUCGGUUUGAGUAAAGAAGUCAGUACAGAAUGCUCGCCGAGUGAAACUAAGCGGCCUAAGCGUACUCGCUCAACUUUGGUGCCCGAGGAGAUUUCCGCUCAGCCGGAUGACAGCGCUCGUGACUAUGGCAUCCUGGAAUACGUCUCAUUUCCGUGGGCAGUGGCCGAUGACCCGGCAUCAAAGAGCAACAAGCGGGUGAGCAUCAAUCUCGUCCUAUUCUUCCUACUUCAAAUCGCGACCGGCAAGACGGAUAUUGGGUACGACUAUGGUCACCUACGGGAUGCUCUGUGGGACCAAUCCCCUGACGAUAGCGAGUUGCAGGCUUUAGGACAACUGCCUGAAGGCGAAGAAAACAUCACCACUGACGAGAUGGAAGGGGUUGAGACUGAAGGCGCGAAUCUUGAGGAGCAUCAACAUAAUAAGAGCGAUACGAAUACUGAUGUUGAUGACCCUAUGCUUGAACUACCAAAAGCGGCCUCGAAACAAGUGAGUAUCCCCUCAUCCUCCGAGAAGCCAUCUGCGGCUUAUAUCUAUUUGGGGCUGAUCCCCGAUUAUCGUAGCAGCGGCAGUCAAUGUCAAUAG